GCUGCGCCAUGGCGUCCCUCGUCCGCCCCGCCGUGCUGCUGCUCGUGCUCGCCGCGCUCUGCGAGGCACGCCGUGGCGGCAGGCGCAGGCUUGGCGAGAACAACGGCAUGGGCAUGGAAGGCAAGGGCAUGGAUUUCGACCUGGAGGCUGUCGGCUGCGUCCCUGACGACUUCAACGCGUUCGACAUGAGCGCCUGCAACGCGACAUCGCAGGCUGCCGGCACCGGCAUGAAGGGUCUGCUGCAGUGUUUGGCUGAGAGCCUUAACCUUGUGGACGACCAGGGCCUGAGCGACAGCGGCCGGGACGAGCUGCUGGACUCGCUCUCGGACGACGAGCAGUGGCAGGAGGAACAGCGCCAGCAUCUAGAGCUAUGCGAGGAGAUGAUGAGCGCCAACCUAACAGUGGAGCAGCAGGGCGUCUACAUCAUGGCCUGCUGGUACAGCCUCAGCACCUUCGAGUGCAAGCGGUCGAAGAUGGAGGAGCUCGGUGCGUCCGUGGAUGCCGAGAACGGCGGCGAUGUGGGCCAGGCGCUCGUCUUCAUGGCCGAGGGCCGCUGCCUCAAAGGCCUGAUGAGUAGAGACAGCAAGGAAGCGUUCAAAACCUGCAAGGGUGAGGUUGGUCUGGACUUUGGCGUACUUAAAGACGGUUUCGAGUACGCUGCCAGCUACCUGUCGGCCAUCCAGAGCGGCGACAACAACGUGGGGCCACCAUCCGCCGACAGCGUGGACGCCGUUAACAACCAGUUGGAGCUGAUGACGCAAGCAAUCAACUGCACCAUGCAGGCACUCGGCGAAGCUGACGGCAACGAGGUGAACUUUGACACGAUGCGCGCCAACCUGGAUGCCAUAGAAGCGCCAGAGUGGAUGAAGCGGACGGGCCAGGCCAUCCUAGACGAGUGCGCCGGCCAGGAGGACACCAGCGUGACCGGCGUCCUCACUUGCUGGCACAUGUCCGCCGCCUACGCUUGCAGCUCGGUCAAGGCGCACGGACUGGCCCUCAUGGAGCCCGGCCAGCGGCCCGGCCGCGGCGGUGGACGCAGGCGGGGCGGCCGACGCGGCGGACGCGGACGCGGCGGCGGACGCAACGGACGCAGACGCGGCGGAAAUGGUGGCGGCCGGAACAACCGCCGCCGCAACAGGAAUCAAGGUUAGACACCGGCUCUGGCAUCCCGUGCCACGCCACGCCAUCCGCCAACUACCGUGGAUGCAGCAGUCCGACCGACCGACCGACAACUACCGACCAAAGCCCCUGCGUGCACCAUUGUUGCUGUCCUCGCGCCUCCGCGCGCUCACUGAUUGCGGCAUUACGACUGGAUGAUGCACUAUAGCUUAUGACGUGAUCAAUGUACUAUUCUAUCAAACAAAGACGGCUGCACCCAUGCUUCGACUGCUCUCCGGAAUCACAUUUAAUAAAAUUGCAUCGUAUCAACUACC
Molecule: messenger RNA, 1433 nt
Organism: Pollicipes pollicipes
Lineage: Eukaryota; Metazoa; Arthropoda; Thecostraca; Pollicipedomorpha; Pollicipedidae
Exons: 3
Coding region: 9-1151 (380 amino acids)
Source: RefSeq, a predicted model, not a curated record